Messenger RNA from Phodopus roborovskii (desert hamster), 2065 nucleotides. RefSeq names its product methyl-CpG binding domain 4, DNA glycosylase (gene Mbd4). The record is from RefSeq and is a predicted model, not a curated record. The transcript is spliced from 8 exons. Lineage: Eukaryota; Metazoa; Chordata; Mammalia; Rodentia; Cricetidae. Gene Ontology annotation, biological process: DNA repair. Gene Ontology annotation, molecular function: pyrimidine-specific mismatch base pair DNA N-glycosylase activity; DNA binding. Bases 270 to 1883 code for a protein of 537 amino acids. Gene Ontology annotation, cellular component: nucleus.
GCACUGACGAGUUUUGCUGGCAGUCUUUGAAUCCCACCCAGUGUGUUGUGCUGUGUUCAACUUCGCCUCUCGGCCUGGAGCUGCAGCUGCGGCCCAGUGGACCACAGCAACAGGGAUGGAGAGCCCAAACCUUGGGGACAGCUCAGUCCCCUCCAUCACCCCCAGAGAGAGCCUAGUUCCAGACCUGCCUGGGGACCUCUGGCAAGUUGUUAACCCCUCUCGAGCCUCAGUUUCACCAUCUGUAGAAUGGGAGCAGGGGAAUCGCUCCCAUGUCGGUCAUCUUUCUAACCUUCAACACAAGCAAGGAGGAUGUUGUCGUUGGACUGGGAAGAGUGGAAGAUGAAAAGGAACUUGUGAUAAGCAAUGAGUGUAGCUCCCUUCUCCAGGAACCUGCUACCUCUAAUCUGUGUAGUGGUACUGCAGUGACAGAAUGCCAUGAGCCUAUCACACAUGGAUGGAAAAGAGUUGUGAAGCAAAGGCUGUCUGGGAAAACUGCAGGAAGAUACGAUGUGUACUUCAUCAGCCCACAAGGACUGAAGUUCAGAUCAAAACGUUCACUUGCUAAUUAUCUUCUCAAAAAUGGAGAGACUUUCCUUAAGCCUGAAGAUUUUGAUUUUACUGUGCCGUCCAAGGGGGACAUCAGGUUAGGUUAUAAAGGCCAAAGUUUGGCAGCUGUGACUUCCCGGCAGCCAAAGGAAAGCGACAUUUCAAACCGGAACCUCAGGACACGAAGCAAGUGGAAAACAGAUGUAUUGUCUCCACCCAGUGGUAAUUCAGAGUCACCAGGUAGCAGCAGACUGUCUAACUCUGUUUUGCUAUUGAAAGAUGAACACAUUCAUGAUGCUAACCCCAGAAAGACGAGAAAGCUCAAAAGAAAGGUGCCUGUUGGGAAAGGAAUUGGAAGUGAGAAAACCAAGCAAAGGUGUAGGAAGAGCCUCUCAGAUUCUGCUCAAAGUAACAGAAAAAGAGAACCUGUGAUUCAGAAAGCAGGUUCACAGGAACGUCAGCCCAACAGGACCCCCUGCCCUGCCGAUGUCUGCGCAAGCCAGGAGGCUGUCAGCAUGGCCGGGGAAGAAAAGGGCCUGGGGAAGGAAAAGCCACCAAGUCCAGGACCAGAUCUUCAUUCCACACAAGGGACUUCUGGCAUCACAAACAAAUUACAUGCAACUGAAGAAGCAGGUGACACGAAGCAUGAGCAGACUUUUUUAGAAUUAGAGGAAAUCAGGUGGAAGGGAGACCCAGAGAGGGGGGCACAUUUGCAUACGGACGCUUCACAGGGCGGCUCUGAAAUGCCCGGCUGCUCACAAGCCAAGAAACACGUCACUUCUGAGACUUUUCAAGAAGACAGCAUCCCACGAACACAAGUAGAAAAAAGGAAAACAAGCCUGUAUUUUUCCAGCAAGUACAACAAAGAAGCUCUUAGCCCCCCAAGACGAAAAGCCUUUAAGAAAUGGACUCCUCCUCGGUCACCUUUUAAUCUUGUUCAAGAAACACUUUUCCACGAUCCAUGGAAACUCCUCAUUGCAACUAUAUUUCUCAAUCGGACCUCAGGCAAGAUGGCCAUCCCUGUGCUUUGGGAGUUUCUAGAGAAGUACCCUUCAGCUGAGGUGGCCCGAACUGCUGACUGGAGGGACGUGUCAGAACUUCUCAAGCCUCUUGGUCUCUAUGAUCUCCGUGCAAAAACCAUUAUCAAGUUUUCAGAUGAAUAUCUGACAAAGCAGUGGAGGUAUCCGAUUGAGCUUCAUGGGAUUGGUAAAUACGGCAACGACUCCUACCGGAUCUUUUGUGUCAAUGAGUGGAAGCAGGUGCACCCUGAAGACCACAAAUUAAAUAAAUACCAUGACUGGCUUUGGGAAAAUCAUAAAAAAUUAAGUCUGUCUUAAAAGAGCCUGUUUGAAGUGUUCUGUGCAUUGCUUUGUGCUUCUGUUUCUAAGAGCCUCUGAUGUGCAGUGAGCCCCCUUCCCAGGCAUGUAGACUUUUUCAUUUUGUUAGAAGUCAGUGUGUGUCUUAAGCCUCUGCCACAAGUAGAUCUUGUCAGUGAGUGUUGCAGACAUGUUUUGAAUUU